UAUACACAGUCGGUUGCCACAGCUCGUUCAGUCGGUGUCCAGUCCGCAACCGGUACUACUCCCGCCGCCGAUAGAAAAACGAGUCGCCAAUAUAAAUCGUCGCGCCAACAGUGUUCCGGUCGUGUAAAAAAAUCUCGUCUACGUGAUAUCAUCCGUCACCGACAUAUUAUUAUUAUUACCAUCAUCACUCGGUCGUCUCGAAAAUCACACAUUUCAUUAGUCGUCUACAACAAUUGUAUCCGCCCGUCUACUUCAGCAGUCACGCCUCAACACAGAUUACAUUUCAGCAAUGAGGAACUUUAUAAAAAAAUUCAUAGCGUAUUGUAACAGAUAACUAUCACUAACACUACAGGAAUGAGACACUUAGGCAAACCGUUGUUGGGUGCCGUGUUAUUACUGUUGAUGUGGCUUGAGAGCAACGCGACCGAUGCCAAAGACGACCCAUCGGAGCAACCGCACUCGCGAAAAAAACGGUUGUUAUGGAUCACCACGGACGGCCGACUGGCAUUACCGCCAGGCACAAGGCUGACCAUCACGCCAUCGCUGUCUCUUCCGUUCGUCAGAUAUCCACCUGACGGAUUCCUGUCCAAUAUGUCCAUCAGUCUUCCAUUUACAAUCGACUUUGACGCGCUAGGAUUAACCGACAACCAGAAUCCGUUCGGCGCUUUUCCGCCAUUGCUAGCCAGAAGUAUGGGCAGACAGGCCGGUUCUGUGCUGGCCGACUAUGUGGCUCAGCUUAUGGACGGCCGAAGAUCUACCAGAUCCGUGCCCACGUUACCCAAGCCAAUACAUUCGUACUUCCAAGGAGGAGAAAGAGCACUGUUGUAUACCGUCGUGGAAGACUUGCUGACCAACUUCGGAAUGGACGGUAAGGCUUGUUUGCUUCGAGCCAUAUGUGAAGUUCACGGUCAUCAGGCCAUCCACAAGUUUGGAUUCGUCGGCGAAUUUCUUCAGUUGUUCCUAACGGCUAGCAGAUCGUCGUAUGCCGAUUUAAUGAAGGACUACGUGACCGCCGAAACGGUGGGCAAACACAGCAAAGAAUGUUACCCUUACUUCAAAGAAUGUCCAAAAUCGCUGUUUACAAAUAAUCACAAUUAUUCUAAAAACCAAGAUUGGCCACCGGACGAAGACGAAGAAUCGGUGGAAACGGUCGACGCCGACGACGGCGAAGACCUGACCAACGAUAUAUUAUCGGCCGACGACCGGAAGGAGGCGGCGAGCGGUUCAUCAAAAGUGACGUUGGCUCCAGCACCGGUUGCCAUGUGACCCGAAUAUCCGCUAUAAGGAUCGUUCCAAUCAUUUAUAUAUAUAUAUAAUAUAUAUUAUAUUAAACUGUCGACGAAUUUAUCGUUUAUGGUCGGGGCGGACAAAAUGUCGCGUGUCGUCUUCUUGGCUUUAUAAGUGUAUUAUUAUUAUUUUCUUUUUUUUAAAUCUAUAGCUCUUUUUGUUUCUUUUCCUCUCAUACCAAAUCGUGCGUGGCCGACAAAAAACGUAUAGGUAUGUAAUCGCCGGACCUCCCGACAGUUUUCCGGUUGUUAUAAUAGGUGUAACUUUAUGUAUAGCUACUGCUGCUGCGACACAACAUAAUAUUAUUAUUAUAGGCACUAUUGCACCUAUAUUUAACUACUAUUUUUUUAUAUAUCAACUAUCCUGGUUGCGUUUAGCCGUAAAUGCGAGUAUAAUAAUAUUAUAUUAUAUUUAUAUUACCACAUAAUAUUACCUACUUAUGGUCUGCGGGAAAACGGCCAUUGAAAUAUUAUCCGCAGUCUUCUUCGUAUACAGCCCGUUUUGUUUUUCAACAAUCGGCUAAAGAGUAAUGUUCACGAAAAUUUACGGCAUCGAACACAUUGAGUUAACACUAUAUUGAGGUUUUUGUUUGUAAUUCACAGUAUUUCUUUUGGAAUCAGACAACCACAGAAUUGUAUUUCUAAAUGUUUUUCACUCUACAACGAAAAUUUACCCGUACAAGAAUUUUUUUUAAAUGUUUAUUGAUAUCAAGGAGAUUGAAAGCGAACGGGUUUUAAGGAGUUUUUUAUAUAGGGAACAUUUAAGAAAAAAAGGGGGUUUCAAAUUUCGACCAUGUCAAUUUUUUUACACAUUAAUUUGCACGACCUUCACAGUAUUUUUUUUAAACUUAUACGCAUUUUUCAAUGAGUAAAUGCCAUUUAGAUGGAAUUUUUGACCAAAAAGCUAGACAAAAUUACUAAUGCUGACUUUCUUCUCCUUUAGUUCUUUUUCAAACCCGCAACCCAUAUUUCAUUUGUCGGGCACGGCCACUCAGAAUUAUCAGAAACCUAAAUUUUAUUUUUACUUACUACCUAAAUUUAACUAUAGCGACACGUAUUUGAUAAAAGUAAUUUGACGAUCAACGAUCAAAGGAUAUUUGGCGGUGUAAAAUAAUAUUUUUAUAUAUUUCUACAUUUAAAAGGAUUCCCGAAAACGAAACAAAAAGAGGACUUAAAAGUACGCAUAGCAUAGCUACGACUUGGAAAAUGUGUUUUUCUUUCUCUUUUUGUUUCGUUUCUCACCUUAACAAAAAUGUAUAGUUAUUAUUAUAGUUAUUUUUAGUAUAAUAUUGUAGUUGUUAUUUAUUAUUGUAAAUGUAGCCUCAUCAAGGUGUAUUUAUCGUCGAGAUUAGAAUUUAGGUUGUGCCAUCUGUAGUUUUGUAAUCUAAAAUACCUAUUAUAUUGUUUUAUUUAUUUUGAAAGUGUUAUUAUUUAUUUUUAUCUUUGUAGAUAUUAAUUAUACUAUAACCAUGUACCUACCUUGUUAACUUAUGAUUAUUAUUACAAUAAAUCUAUACGUUUGGCCAAUUCA
Molecule: messenger RNA, 2817 nt
Organism: Adelges cooleyi (spruce gall adelgid)
Lineage: Eukaryota; Metazoa; Arthropoda; Insecta; Hemiptera; Adelgidae
Exons: 7
Coding region: 355-1266 (303 amino acids)
Source: RefSeq, a predicted model, not a curated record